Messenger RNA from Drosophila suzukii, 1081 nucleotides. RefSeq names its product Phosphoglyceromutase 87 (gene Pglym87). Lineage: Eukaryota; Metazoa; Arthropoda; Insecta; Diptera; Drosophilidae. Gene Ontology annotation, molecular function: intramolecular phosphotransferase activity. Gene Ontology annotation, biological process: glycolytic process. The record is from RefSeq and is a predicted model, not a curated record.
CAACUCCUCCGUUUAGUUGAAAAACACCGUCGAAAUGAACACAAUCUAGACUUUCUCAUCUUUCCAAAUUCCAAGUGUCCCAAGAUGUUGGCUCUGGCAGGAACUCGUGGUGUGGCCAAAUGCUGAGACGCCGUUGCCCGUACUCAAAGGCAUCCUCCGGCGGAAAGCAAUCCGAGAAGCAGGGAAAGUACAGGAUCGUGAUGGUGCGACAUGGGGAGUCCGAGUGGAACCAGAAGAACCUCUUCUGCGGAUGGUUCGAUGCCAAGCUCUCGGAGAAGGGGCAGCAGGAGGCCUGUGCUGCAGGCACCGCGCUCAAAAAUGCCAAAAUGGAGUUUGAUGUGGCCCACACCUCGGUGCUGUCCAGAGCCCAAGACACACUCACGGCCGUCCUGAAGUCCAGUGACCACAAAAAGAUCCGGUGUGUCACCUGGCGCCUCAACGAGCGCCACUACGGCGGACUGACUGCUAACAAGGCCGAGACCGCCAAGAAGUUCGGCGAGGAGAAGGUCCAGAUUUGGAGGCGAAGCUUCGACACCCCGCCGCCACCCAUGGAAGAUCACGAGUACUACGCCUGCAUUGUGGAGGACCCGCGGUAAGGACCAACUCAACCGGAGGAGUUCCCCAAGACGGAGUCCCUCAAGCUCACCAUCGAGCGCACUUUGCCCUACUGGAAUGAGGUGAUUGUGCCCCAGAUCAAGGAGGGAAUGCGCAUCCUGGUGGCCGCCCACGGCAAUAGCCUAAGGGGCGUGGUUAAGCACUUGGAGUGCAUCUCCGAUAAGGACAUCAUGAACCUCAACCUGCCCACCGGAAUUCCCUUUGUCUACGAACUGGAUGAGAACCUUAAGCCUCUGAACACCCUGAAGUUCCUAGGCGAUCCGGAGACGGUAAAGAAAGCCAUGGAAUCAGUGGCCAACCAGGGCAAAGCCAAGUGAUCUCUGAUUUUUUAUAUUUUUGGGUAUAUCAAAUCUCCUCCGAAGAAGGUCAGAGCAAUCAGCUCAAUGCACUUGCAUGCCAAACAAAAACGGAGGAUCGAAAGUGCCAAGGCGAAUGUCAAGCAGCAAAUAAAUUUAUUUGAUUUUAA